AAUGAGAUUAGCCUGCAUUGCACACAAGCACACAAACACAUGUGUUGGUGUAGAAUUUCACACUACUUUUGUCAAAACUCAGAUCUAGGAGAGUUAGUGAUGCUCUCUUAUUAAUUAUUUCAUUUGCUGCUAGAAAGAUUUUAUUCAGCUGCUUGCAUUUUAGUGUAGUGACAGAAAACUAUUGAAUUGACACAGAUCUAAGGACGACGGUAGUACAGCGAUAGUUCAAUAUAAAAAUUUUUUAAUUUUAUUGAUAAAGCAUAAAAAGUCAAGAAAUUUGUUUGUUAUUUAAUGAUGGCAAGUGUUGUUGCUAAUGCCGGAUUAAUUCCUAUUAACGAAAGUGAAACUUUUUAUCAAAUCAGUGAUGAUGAUCUAGAGGACUUUGACGAUGAUUGUUUGUUGGACGAACCUGAAAACCCUCAUGUAUUCAGCAACAGUCGUGGUCCAUAUGAGCGAGCUUGGACAAAUGAUGCAACACGUGCUCUAAUUCAUAUACGUGGUCCUAUGGAAGAUCGUUUCACUGAGGGCAGACAAAAACGUACCGCACUUUGGUUGAGUUGCACUCGACAAUUACAGAGACUUGGCUAUCGCUACAGCGCUGCAAAAGUACAAAAAAAGUGGCAUAAUAUCCUAAUUACAUAUAACAAAAAUCUCAGUAAAAAAUAUGCUUGUGGUUUUGUGCAUUGGGAAUUUUUCGAGGAUAUGUUUAAGUACUUACAAGGUAAAAAAGCUGAUUGUGAUGCCAGUUUUCAGUUAAAUUCGCAAUCACAGAUUGAAAGUAAUUCACCACAAAUAAAGCAGUCCGGCACACCAACGCCGUUAAAUCAAAAUUACCAAAGCACUACAGAUCAAAAGCCACCACGUAUACAGAUAACAAAUAAUAUACAAGGAAUGUAUAGUCCACACGAAUCCAUUUUACAUCCACAUGUACAAAUCGAUACUAAGUCAAAUGAUGAAUUUGAUGAAGAUAGCACAACCAUGUCAGAGCUAAAACAACCUAAAAUGGAAUAUAAAAGUGAAAAUGAUAAUUCCAAUGAUUUGCAUAUGCAGCCUUUAAAUGGCUUCCCCAAUGGAAAUAAUUUUGAUUUCAUGAAUAAUUCUAAAUUUGAACAAGACACGAACAGUGGUUGGUGGAUGGAUUAUUUUGAGAGGAAGCUCAAACAACAAUCUGAUAUGCAUCGGGAAAUGAUGCAAUUCAAUAAAAUGGCUUUGCUACAACAGGAAAAGAUUGAACGAAUCAAAAUCGAAGCUAUAAAUAAUUUAACCUCUACUCUUCAGAAACUUGUAGAAACUAAGAUGAAGAAAGUCUAAAUAUCGUUAUCCUAUUAUCAGAAACAUAAAUUCAUGGAGAUACUAAAUCUUAUACACUACAAACUAACCAAAAAUAAGUGCCAACUGCCUAGAGCAGGUCCUUCAGCUCAAAUAUGAAUGAAAGUGUAACAAAAACUUUUUCUAUUUACGAUAUAAAAA
Messenger RNA from Teleopsis dalmanni, 1470 nucleotides. RefSeq lists its product as uncharacterized. NCBI's taxonomy places the organism in Eukaryota, Metazoa, Arthropoda, Insecta, Diptera, Diopsidae. The record is from RefSeq and is a predicted model, not a curated record. The transcript has 2 exons. The coding region runs from base 292 to 1311 and encodes 339 amino acids.